AAUACUCGCGUUUUAAUUGUUCAAUUCAAGAAAUGCAAAUAUUUGCAAAUAUUAUUAAAUUCGUUUUAAUAUCGUAACGCAAUCCUCUUUUUUAAGGAAUAUAAAAUUGUUCGUGGAAAACCUGACGCGGGCCAUGGAGUGAUAGAUAAUAUUAUAAAACUGCAAAAGUGACCUCGUCUCAUCGUAUCGAAGGACUGUGCAAUUUUUUAGGUAUGUCGGUUUGGUCAGGCAGUACGGUGCCAGGCCCACCCAAUCGUUACUCUCAGUAUAGUAACUGGUGCCCAAAAAUGAGCAAGCACAAGUGCGUGAUGUCGGGCGAGGCGCCAAUCCAGUCGGACGCAGGGCUCCACACGCCCGCGUACCUGUCAUGGCGGAAACUCCAGCUGAGUCGCGCGAAACUGAAGGCUUCGAGUAAGACUUCGGCACUGCUCUCUGGAUUCGCUAUGGUAGCUAUGGUGGAAGUGCAACUGAACACAGACCAAACCAGUAAAGUGCCCAAGGAGAUGCUCGUCGCGUUCACAGUGUGCACCACUCUACUCGUCGCUGUUCACAUGCUGGCCCUCAUGAUCAGCACAUGCAUACUACCCAACAUAGAAGCAGUGGGGAAUCUACACAGCAUAUCUCUGGUACACGAAUCGCCCCACGAAAGACUACACUGGUACAUAGAAAUCGCUUGGGCGUUUUCAACACUACUCGGACUAAUUCUGUUCCUAGUAGAAAUAGCCAUUCUCUGUUGGGUGAAAUUUUACGAUUUAAGCGAGACCGCCGCCUGGUCCGCCUGCGUUGUACUUAUACCAGUCAUGAUUGUGUUCCUGGCGUUUGCUAUACAUUUCUACAUGUCUUUAGCAACACAUAAGUACGAAGUUACAGUUACUGGCAUUAAAGAGCUAGAGCUACUUAAGGAACAGAUUGAAAUGGGCGACCAUGACGGUAGGAUGAAUAAUCUCACAUUACUCGACCAGGGCAGAGUCGUUUGAAGACUUAUGGCGCUAUUCAUAAACGCACUACAAGCCUCAGUUAGCUAUUAAUCGUUUGUCUUUACCUUUUGAACGCCAUCUAUCAAACCCAAGAACGUCUUGCGCACACCGAGCUAGAAAUAUAAACCAUACUGAAAACAUCGAAGGUUACUUUGACAACGUACGCCAUAGCACUUAUAAGCGUUCUUGGCGCCACGGGCACGACUUCUUACGACACUUUUUGGACGCCAAUGACCGAUAUAUCGGCACCGCAGGUCCAACGCCAAAGACCGAUUAAUCCGUCACAGACCACAGAGCAACAUAGACCUACGUUGUGCAUAAAGUUUAAUUUCAGUUUUGACAUUUCGGUGACGUGACAUCCGAGUGACAGCUUUUGUGUUUGACACGGCGUCGAAAAGGUUAAGGGUUCUUGGCGUUCAAAGGGUUAACCUGUAAUUUUGACUUCUAUUUGCAAGAGGGAUAAAACAUAGAUUAACUAAUUGAGGCUGGUAAAGUUUUAUGAAUUAGGGAUAAAGCCUUACCUUUCCAGUGUCCGAUUUUGGGAUGUUAUUUACCUUUUUGACUUAAAUAUACCCACGUUUUUAUUGUUAACGCGUAGAUUGUAGGAAAGUACUUAUUGAUCUGUAUAUUAAAAGUGUACUUAUAUAAGUGCCAAUAUACUUACUUACUUAUCGGGUAUAUUAGGUUGGGUCGUGAGCAUUGGACGUAAUAUAAUAAUGUCAAUCUUAGUAAUUCGUAAGACUUGCCUUACAAAACCAAUAGACGGUAUAGACAAUUUAAAGUUUACUGCCUGCGGAAUGAACAGGCGGUAUUUUAUUUAUCUCUCUAUCUUAAAGCCAAGUAAAUAAAGUAUUUGUUACUAAAAACUUGCUCAAAAAACAUUUUUUGUGCAUAUAAUCGUAUUGUACUUUUUGAAUAAUAUGCGAGGAGCAUGACAUACCUACAUUCGAAUCUCCAGUUCAUUAAGUUUACUAUGAAAAUUAUCCUUAUUAUGUUUACGAUAUUGUUUUUUUUACACAUACCUUCUUUAGAAACGUUGGUCAUACCAUAUCUUAAUAUCGGAUAUAAUACAAACUAUAAAUAUAGGUUAGAAGAAUGGCCGAACUUAUCCUUUUGUCGAAAUGUGAAAUAGUUUAAUUUCUAACCAACAUGUAAUUUACAUAAUAGUCCUAACUACCAUCUAACUGCCUUAGCAAAAAAAUAAAAAUGACAAAAACGUCCUUUCAGUUACCUAAUUAUAUAAGUUGAUUAAUUAAUUUCAAAUAUUACAUGCCUACAUUUUAAUGUUAUUUCUGCAAUGGUCAGUCAGAAAGUUAUUGUUAUUAUAAAUUGUUCACGAAAAUAACUCGCAAUAAUAUCGUCUUCUUUAUAUUUUGUUUGAAGUGUUUGGGUGCUAAUUUCGAGACUUGAGAUCCCUUCAAGUUAAAUCAGUAAUGCCAAGAAAUAAUAGACCUCAAAAAUGCAAUUAAUGCGAACAAGAUCCAUAACGGAAAACGAAUUUAUAUUUUGAUUGAAUUAAACAGGGUGCCGCUGGUUGUUUUUUUAGUUAAUUUUUUAGAUAAUUGAUUUAUUUGUUAACAUAACAUUUUAAUUUUCUAUUAUAAGUAUGAAUAACGAAAAAUACAAUUUAUUUCUUUUGAGUUUGUUUGGUUAUGUUAUGAGUAGUGAUCGGUAACAACGUUUUAGUUUCAUGGUCGAGUUAAAGUAACGGAAAGUAACAAUUUUAAAGGAGAUUCCCAAUUAAGUUUUAUAUAAAGGUUAUUAACCUUAAUUAAUAAUUUCAGCUGAAUUUUACUUUACAGAUUACUUUAAUUCAACAACGCUGCCAUGAAAUUAAAACUUUACUAAUUACUAGUUAUUAGUUAUCUGGAGAAGAUGUCGAUUCAGGAAAAUAUGCGAAGACCCGAAAUUUCGUAGGCUAACUUUAGUCCUAAAAGUUAACAUAGUAAAAAUUUAUCGUUUAUAAGUAAGCGAAAGAUGCGACGUACUUAUUUAAUUUCCAAUUACUUCAAUGUUGCCUUGGAAUGAGUUACGUAGUUUAUAACUUCGAAUCCUUUUCAGUUGGCUUCAAUGUAUCUUAAAAUGUAGUUUAUUAUAGAGUACCUAAUUACCUAUUCACAUACACAAAUAAAAUUAUCGCAUACCUACAACUAAGUAUCAGCUCUGGUUUCCCCGGAAUAGGCCGAUAAAAUUCCGUUCAUUGCGAGUUUUAUAACCAACCGUAACUUAAUAAAAUAAAGGCUAAAAUCGCAAGUGACUAACAUCGCAAGUGAGUAACAUUCAACUCUUUCGAACUAAAUUAUCAGUAAAUUGACGAUAGAUUAUGGAAGGCAAUAAAUUAAAUGUAAAUGUUAACUUAACAUUAAUUACACUUAAGUCCUCUGUGAUAAUGAUAAAUAUGACAUUUUGUUGAAUCUGUCGAUGUAUCUGCGUCAGAUGAAAAUUGUCGGAACCUACCGCGGCGUCGUAUUGUGCGCACAAAUGUCAAUAUCAGGGGGGAUUGCCAAGAUAUUGUUUGGUGUUUGUCGAUAUACUAUUGUCAUCGUGGCUAGGCCCCCAGUGGUAGCGUUGCCGCGCAAUACUUACUCGUAACAGGACGCCACAAAAAAAAUUGCUGAUGCAGAUUACAUAUUAGCAUAAGAGUUUUCAAGUCCAUUAAAUAUAUAUUGCAUUGAAUUUUAUACAUAUAAACCCUUAACACGUAUCCAGAAUAAGAGUAAACUCUUUGAACUGACGGGGAAGUAGCUUAUUCAUAAGAAUAAUGAGAUUUAUAGUGUCCGAACGAAACAUGUUUUUUAGCCGAAACGGAAACAGAAGGUUCGGCUUUGGCUCUAGUUUCGGCCGAAACCGAAACUUUUGUAGACUUGGUAAAAUCGUUGAAAAAAUGACUAAAAACCGCUUUUAUGCACAUAUUAAGACUGCGUCGACCGUCCAGUGGCGCCUUCAGUAGGGGAAUUGUGUUUUCUAAUAAACCAAUUAAUUUCUGUAUACAUAAAUCAAUAUAUUAAUAUUGUUGUCCUACUUGUUCCCCAACUUUUGGUCUUGGUCACAUAGUUUUGUUUCCUAGUACGAAGUUUUCGCCCGGGAGGCGAUUGGUCAUGGAAAUCUGUUCCUGGCCCGCGGUCUAUCUCGGACUUCUGGUGUCAGUUUAGGUACUCUAAUACUGGAUACGAGUUUACGUAGCAGGUACCUAAGUAUUCAUAUUAAAUCCUAGCAUGGAAUGUUAAGACAUACCUGUGUAAUGCGACAGUGCACGACAAAAGGAACUACUAAGACUUGAAAACCUUCAAAGAAAUUUAAAAUUGUGUAAAUCGAAGCAGUGAAAAAAAAUACAGACACAUUUGAAAACAGCCAAUGACAGCAACCUACCACCUAUAUGUACCUAUACAUAUAUAUAUGAAGUUCCUUUUGUCGUGUAUUGUCACAAAAUUUCAAAUAAGACAUCCGAAUUAUCCGUGCAUGAUGGCAGUGUACCUAUACCACUUUAUUUAUAAUCGAUCGAUCUGUUAUGGUUUUAGUAAUAAAUCACCACAUUUGGUCAAUACA
Molecule: messenger RNA, 4523 nt
Organism: Cydia strobilella
Lineage: Eukaryota; Metazoa; Arthropoda; Insecta; Lepidoptera; Tortricidae
Gene: Orai
Product: calcium release-activated calcium channel protein 1
Exons: 3
Coding region: 213-977 (254 amino acids)
Biological process (GO): store-operated calcium entry
Cellular component (GO): membrane
Molecular function (GO): store-operated calcium channel activity
Source: RefSeq, a predicted model, not a curated record